Molecule: messenger RNA, 752 nt
Organism: Pipistrellus kuhlii (Kuhl's pipistrelle)
Lineage: Eukaryota; Metazoa; Chordata; Mammalia; Chiroptera; Vespertilionidae
Gene: MRPS25
Product: mitochondrial ribosomal protein S25
Exons: 4
Coding region: 137-658 (173 amino acids)
Cellular component (GO): mitochondrion
Molecular function (GO): structural constituent of ribosome
Source: RefSeq, a predicted model, not a curated record
GGGAGGAGUGCCUGUGAGUCUGCGCGGGAAGUGGAAACCGCGCGGAGGAGCGGCGGUGCCGGGUGCGCCGGCGGCGGCGUCUGCAGCUCCGGUCUCUCCUCGCCGCCUGCUCCGCGGCUCGACCGCCGCAGCCACCAUGCCCAUGAAAGGCCGCUUCCCGAUUCGCCGCACCCUGCAGUACCUGGGCCAGGGCGACGUGGUGUUCAAGGACACGGUGAAGGUCAUGACGGUGAAUUACAACACGCACGGGAAGCUGGGCGAAGGCGCCAGGAAAUUUGUGUUUUUCAACAUACCUCAAAUCCAGUACAAAAACCCGUGGGUGCAGAUCAUGAUGUUUAAGAACAUGACACCAUCACCCUUCCUUCGAUUCUAUUUGGACACUGGUGAGCAGGUUCUCGUGGAUAUAGAGACCAAGAGCAAUAAAGAGAUCAUGGAGCACAUCAAAAAAAUCCUGGGGAAGAAUGAGGAAACCCUGAAACAAGAAGAGCAGGAGAAAAAGCAGCUUUCUCACCCAGCCCACUUUGGACCUCGAAAGUAUUGCCUGCGGGAAUGCAUCUGUGAGGUGGAAGGGCAGGUGCCCUGCCCGGCCCUGGUGCCCUUACCCAAGGAGAUGACCGGGAAGUACAAAGCAGCUCUGAAAGCCAGUGCCCAGGACUAAGGCCCAGGCCUGUGGGCUAGCGUUACGUUGGCCACAGGGAGAUCCUGGUUCUGUCCCCAGAGACUCUGCAAAUAAAGUGCUCCUUAAUCACCCA